Messenger RNA from Dendrobium catenatum, 1369 nucleotides. Its product is annotated as U-box domain-containing protein 21. The record is from RefSeq and is a predicted model, not a curated record. Lineage: Eukaryota; Viridiplantae; Streptophyta; Magnoliopsida; Asparagales; Orchidaceae. The transcript has a single exon. Gene Ontology annotation, molecular function: ubiquitin protein ligase activity. The coding region runs from base 33 to 1190 and encodes 385 amino acids.
UUUCUUGGCCUAUCUUUUGUCUCCACCUUUAUAUGUACCGAUCUCCCCUUCGCGAUUCAGCCCAUUCACUCAAAAGAUCAAACUUUUCGUAUCUCAUCUCCACUGCAGGCCUCGCCAUGUCUCCAACACUCGAGAGCGCCGCCGGCGAUCGGGCCGCCGUCGCGGCGAACUCUACAUCACCUCGAUCUCCCCCCCUCAGCGCAGCCGAAGUAUCCUCGAUCCUCUCCCAGCUUGCCUCCGACACCCACCGCAGCGACCCCGUCCGGUGUCGGAAGUCGGCGGCAAGGAUUCGGGCUCUGGCAACCGAGAGCGACAGGAACAGGCGACGUCUUGCGAACUCCGGCGCCGCCUGCGUUCUUGCCGCCGCCUUCCGGACUUGCGCCGCCGGCUGCGCCGCCUCCUUAGACAUCCUCUCGGAGAUCCUCUCGGCGCUGGUCCUCGUUUACCGCAUCGACGAUGAGGAGAUUUUCUGUGAAAUCGGAUCGCCGGAAUCACUCGAUGCGAUCGUAUCGAUUCUCAAGUCAGGGGAUAUGUCCGGGAAGCUCAGUGCUGUUUUGGUAUUGAAACAGAUAGUUUCCUUCGACGGCGACCUCGCGAGGGCGGCGGCGAGAAUGGACGGCCUCAUCGAAACAUUGCUGAAGCUGAUUACUGAUCCGAUUUCUCCGAAAGGCAAAAAGGCCGCUCAAUUGGCUGCUUUUCAUCUGGCCUCCUGUUCCGAAGAAUGGAUGGAAGCGACGUUUGUGAGGAUGGGGGUUGUUUCUUUGGUUCUUGAGUCUCUUGUGGACUCGGAAUCGGAGAAGAGAGUCGGCGAGGCGGCGCUUUCUGCGCUUGAUAGGCUCUGCGGCUGUGAAUUGGGGAGGGAAAAGGCGUACGGGAAUGCGCUUACGGUCCCUGUGCUCGUGAAGAAAAUUUUUGGGUUUUCUGAUCUUGCAACUGAUCUGGCUUUAUCUUCACUGUGGAAGCUCUGUAAGAAUUGGGAAGGGGAGAAAGAAGAAGGCAGAGAAGGUGGGUGUGUGGUGGAAGCUCUCCAAGUUGGGAUUUUUAUGAAGUUAUUGAUGUUGCUUCAGGUGGAGUGCAGAGAAGGGGUUAAGGAGAGGGCAACAGAGUUGCUGAGGUUUCUGAACGGUUAUGAAAAGGGGUUGGGAUGUAUAGACAGCAAAGACUUCAGAGGGCUGCGGCGGCCUGUUUAAAUGAGCUUCCUUUAAGCUGUUUGAGGUGUUUGUACAGAGAUGAUGAAUUUGUUUUCUUGUAUGCUAAUGAUAGGCUUUGAUUAUGAUCCAUUAUGUUUAUUUUUGAUGCGUUGUAUCCAUAUCUCAUGGACUAUUUGCAUUAUUGCUUCAGUUAAUUGAAUUUAUUCAGUUUUUUUUUU